UGAUGACGUGAAUUUUACCCGGAGCCGACCCAAUAAAUAUCCACGUCCGAAAGAUUCAACCGCGAUUACAACUUCACUACUGUUUCUUAUCAAAUCAGUAGCGUAGCUAUAUAUAUCAUGGAGUUCAGAGAUUUAGACCGAUACGCAUUUUACGCGGGACACCCGCGGCCUUUAGCACCAUCCUCGGGCAGUUUUGAAUCUGUCGACCCAUCAACCGGGAAGGCCGUCUGCAAGAUACAUAGCUCCUCGCCAAAAUCUGUCGAUGCCGCAAUCCAAUCGGCCCAAGAAGCAUUUCCCUCCUGGUCUCGCACUCCCGCUGUAGAAAGAGCACGUAUUCUACAGCAAGCCGUCGCUCUCCUGCGUGAGUACAACGAUGCUCUCGCGCGUGUCGAAACCAUCGACACCGGGAAGCCUUUCUCGGAAACUUCAACAGUGGAUAUCACCACGGGGGCGGACGUUCUCGAAUAUUAUGCAAACUUAGUAGCCAGCGGUGGAUUAAAUGGCGAAUCCUUUCGCCUUCGGCCGUCGGCUAUGGUAUACACGUCUAAAGAACCUCUAGGCGUUUGCGCCGGCAUCGGGGCCUGGAACUACCCAAUCCAAAUCGCCCUCUGGAAGUCCGCGCCUUGUUUGGCUGCCGGAAAUUGCAUGGUUUACAAACCGAGCGAGUACACGCCACUACACGCCGAAUACCUAGCUGAUCUCUACCGCAAGGCUGGUCUUCCGGACGGCGUCUUCAACGUCGUAUACGGCAGCGGCGACGUCGGAUCCUAUCUAACGAGACACCCGGCCAUCGCGAAGGUCAGUUUCACUGGACAGGUCAGCACCGGGAUGAAGGUAGCCGGCGCUGCUGCCGGGGGAAUGAAGUACGUGACUAUGGAGCUGGGUGGCAAGAGCCCGUUAGUUAUCCUCCCAGACGCGGCGGUGGACCAAGCCGUAGACGUAGCUAUGAUGGCAAAUUUUUUCAGUACCGGCCAAGUCUGUACAAACGGCACGCGGGUAUUUGUCCCAAAUUCGAUAAAAAAGUCAUUUGAGCGCACCUUGCUCGAGAAGAUAAAAUUCGUCCGAGCGGGCGACCUUUUCAAUCCGACAACCAACUUCGGGCCUCUUAGUAGCAAGAUCCAUUACGACAAAGUGAUUCGGUACAUACGCCAGGGCAUCGAGCAAGAUAAGGCGACGUUACUGAGCGGCGGGUUAGAGCAGCCAGCCAACAUACCUCCCGAAUUAAAAGAGGGCUACUGGGUCCAACCGACAGUAUUUACGGACUGCACUGAUGAGAUGACCAUCGUGAAGGAAGAGAUCUUCGGACCUGUGAUGACAAUCCUAGCGUACGACACAGUCGAUGAGGCGGUCCAGCGCGCCAACGCGACAGAUCUGGGACUUGCCGCCGGCGUGGUGGGUCGCGAUAUCGACCUAUGCCACAGUGUUAUCUCGAAACUCGAGGCCGGCAUUACCUGGGUAAAUACAUGGGGCGAGAGUCCCGCCGAGAUGGCAGUCGGCGGCUGGAAGCUAAGCGGUGUCGGAGUAGAAAACGGGAAGAGAGGGCUCGAGGCGUGGGUUAGGAAUAAGAGCACGUUGGUCGAGAUGGGCGGGAGCGUGCCGACUUCGUUCUCGAAACUGUAAGCAUUGGAUGAUGAGAUGGGUUACGUGGAAAAUAUAAAAAUAUGAGUCGAGACAGGGAAGGCGGUUAACAUUGUUUAUUCAGCAUUGGAAGUAAAUAGGGGUCAUGGGGGACAUUUUGAAAAGGAGACAUAUUUUAUUCGUUUGGCGGUAUUCUUGUACAUAUUAACCAGUUCUUAUUGGUACCACCUUGCUUAGAGCUUGAUGAAAAGCAGAUUGAGCCAUCCCACCAGAUAUUAUCGAACAUGAAGAAAGAAAAGUCGGAUCAACUACAAAUAAUUUCAAAGCUUAGUUGGAGAAAUAGUUAUCGGUGUCUAUAUCGUAGGCUCUAG
Molecule: messenger RNA, 1949 nt
Organism: Daldinia loculata
Lineage: Eukaryota; Fungi; Ascomycota; Sordariomycetes; Xylariales; Hypoxylaceae
Product: aldehyde dehydrogenase
Exons: 2
Coding region: 118-1620 (500 amino acids)
Molecular function (GO): aldehyde dehydrogenase (NAD+) activity
Source: RefSeq, a predicted model, not a curated record